UCACCACCAAACCUCUAUAUGACACAAGUAUUCGUCCUUUAUGAGUGUAAAGUACCGUAGAAUGGUCUCGUCGCUGCCAAACCUCUAAUACGUUGUUGUCGAAAAAUACUGGUCAAAAUGUUUCUCUGGGAUUGGAUCACUGGUGUACUGGGGUAUCUAGGUCUGUGGAAGAAGAGUGGUAAGCUCCUUUUCCUGGGUCUCGACAAUGCAGGAAAGACCACUUUACUCCACAUGCUCAAGGAUGAACGGAUGGCACAGCACGUGCCCACCCUCCACCCAACCUCGGAAGAGCUGAAUAUCGGACAGAUUAAGUUCACCACAUUUGACCUGGGUGGCCAUCACCAAGCCCGACGAGUAUGGAAGGAUUAUUUCCCAGCAGUAGAUGCCAUUGUCUUCCUCAUAGAUGCAGCAGAUCGAAGUCGUUUUCACGAGUCAAAGGCUGAAUUGGACUCCUUGCUGACUGACGAGCAGCUGUCUAAUGUCCCAGUGGUUAUUCUCGGCAACAAGAUUGAUAUUGCAGGGGCUGCAUCAGAAGAUGAACUUAGGCAUUAUUUCGGUCUUUUUGGCCAGACCACAGGGAAGAACAAAAUUCCUCGGAACGAACUCCCAGGCCGUCCGCUGGAACUCUUCAUGUGCUCGGUCCUAAAGCGGCAAGGAUAUGGAGAAGGGUUCCGUUGGAUUGCUAAUUACAUUGAUUAAAUUUCAAAACCAUUAGGACCAGGAUGUAAUAAGACUCGAAAGAUCAACAUGCUAAGGUAUUCCUAUCCACACAGACUAUUUCUUUGAUCCUACAUCAGUAAAAAGGUGGAUGGCCAAACUACAUUAGUACUUGGUGACGAUGAGAGGGGAAAAAAAGUUUAAUGGGGAGGGGAAGAGAAAAUCCUGUUGCUCAUCAUCCCUGUACGUGCCACAGAACUAACCAAGUGCUUUUUAUACCAGAACGACGAGACAAGACGGCAAAUUAACACCCCCAAUGCCUGUCGCUUUUAUUUCACACUCCUCUUAUGAAAUGACAGAAACUAGAGUGAAAGUGCAGUCCUGUUGGUCGACGGAGACACUUAAUUUUUUGUACACGUGUAGCUAUCCAGUGUGAGCUCCUUAACACCUGAACUACUUUCCUGGUCAUAUAAGCAGUUCAUUCCCUUUUUGUAGAGUUGAAUCUUUUCAGUUCCCAGUGGUCUAACAGUGCUAAAAAUGUAUUAAACCUGUGAUGUAUGAAAGGCCCAUUAGUAAUGUCAACCUUAUGAAAGAGAGACUCGAUCCACGGCAGAGUUCUGUGAUUAUUUCGGUAAAGGCUGCAUCACUGUGCGAGUCCAGUGAUGGUGUGAACAUAGUCAAGAGUGGGUGAAGGUAGGAAACCAGUGAUGCAGAUAUUUUUUUUAUUAUUAUUAUUAUUGUUAUUAUUAUUAUCAUAAUGGAAAGUCAUCACAGUAAAAUAGAUAAACAAAGAGGAAAGCUCAUAAGUUUUGGCAAGUUGACAUUCUUCGGCAGUGAAAACCAGAAGGGAUGAUUCUUGCAGAUCAUGCGUUUCGAGUUGAGAUCCACACAACUUCCAUGAUAAAAAAAAGAUAAAGAGUAAAAAGAGUAAUGUUAUUUUAGAAAUUUAUAAUUUUAGAUGGCUUGUAUGGAUAAAAUUUCUUUAGCCUUUUGCAGGUCAGAAUUUUCUCUUUGACUAUCUGUUAUACACGUGUAUUUAUUUAUAGAGAAAGGGAUUUUUAGAACUUAAGUCAUAACCAUUUUGUGCUGCUUCUGUUUAGUUAUGAAGCUUUGACAAUGUUAUACUCCUCAUUUAUUGAUGUAAAAAUGUCAUUUUCACUUUUCAGGUUCUGUUAUGACAUGCAAUCUUUAUAUAAUAAAACAUGGUAAUUUGA
Messenger RNA from Penaeus chinensis, 1871 nucleotides. It is a transcript of the gene Sar1, whose product is annotated as GTP-binding protein SAR1-like. Lineage: Eukaryota; Metazoa; Arthropoda; Malacostraca; Decapoda; Penaeidae. Bases 118 to 699 code for a protein of 193 amino acids. The transcript is spliced from 6 exons. Gene Ontology annotation, molecular function: GTPase activity; GTP binding. Gene Ontology annotation, cellular component: endoplasmic reticulum exit site; COPII vesicle coat. Gene Ontology annotation, biological process: endoplasmic reticulum to Golgi vesicle-mediated transport; vesicle organization; intracellular protein transport. The record is from RefSeq and is a predicted model, not a curated record.